Molecule: messenger RNA, 5028 nt
Organism: Morchella importuna
Lineage: Eukaryota; Fungi; Ascomycota; Pezizomycetes; Pezizales; Morchellaceae
Exons: 5
Coding region: 1-5028 (1675 amino acids)
Biological process (GO): positive regulation of GTPase activity; Ras protein signal transduction
Cellular component (GO): plasma membrane
Molecular function (GO): guanyl-nucleotide exchange factor activity
Source: RefSeq, a predicted model, not a curated record
AUGGACGAGCCUCUCUCCGAACUUUGCAUCCAACCUACUCCAUCCCCGGCAUUGUUGCAACGGAUUCACACCCACGACCCCCGGCGAAGACCUGACCGAAAAUUUCCUACUCCGACCACCACUCCUGUAGAAAGCCCGGAACGAAAACGACAUAAUGCUAUGAUUGAUGGGGGACAGUCGAGUUUUGAGCGGCCCCGAAUGAGGGACAAGGGUUAUAUGUCGAAGCCAACUGCCCAGAGCCAUGCGAACCGUGGGCAGCAGUUUACUGUAGGAGGUGUCAGUGGUGGCAUGAUAUACCUCAGACCUGUUAUUCGACCAGCGCACGAACUACAACAACAGCAAUUCGUACUACCCCCGAAUACUCCACCAAAUUCUGCUGAAGAGAGAGACAACAAGGGUUGGCAACAAGACCACAUAGAUGUGGGCGAUCGACGAGUUAGAAAGCAACUACCCCCAACACCUCCUCCAAAAACACCCCCAAGGACGAGAAGUGGAGAGCAAGAUGAAUAUGAUACAUUCAUUAAAUCUUCCCCACCAAUGCCACGCACCAGAAAUAAUAGGGCCCAUUCGUAUAGUACUAUCAAUGACAAUUGUCCAUCUUUUAAGCCACCAGAUCUGGGGGGGUUUCGAAUGAAGGUGGAUCAGGUGGAUGGUCCCAGUGGGGAGCGGAUGAGGCCAAGAACGGCUGGUCAUCCGAAGCCUUUUCAGACACUUGACGUUCAGAUUCCGCAUUAUAAUUUGGGGUCUCCUCAUUUUUCGCCCAAUGCCUCCGCCAUUCCAAGCCCCAUACCUUCGCCCUCCAUUAUAUCCUCACCAACAUCUGAUGUUCAAAUCCCUCUCAUGUCCCUGUCCUCUUUUAUGCCGUCUACCCCACGUCGACGGAUAGAUCCUGAUAUUUACGAUGACCUUUCUUUUCCGCCAAGCUCUGAGGACCCAUUGAUAGUUCGAUAUGAUUCGCGCCAAGAAAUCAGUGCCGCCAUCCCUGCGCGGAUAAUAUCGCAAAUAACAUCUGCGAAAUUUGUGGACUAUCAUCUUCUCUCCGAUUUCUUUCUCACCUUCCGCCUAUUCAUGUCGCCCUCAGACCUAGUCGCCUAUCUAAUCACAAGGUUGCGCUGGGCUUUUAAUCGGGAUGAUGAUACUGGAAGAGUCGUACGAGUACGGACGUUUGUUGCAAUUAGGCAUUGGUUACUGAACUAUUUCGCCGAUGAUUUUGUCCCUUCAUUCCCUUUGAGAGAACAAUUUGUUAGAGCAUUAAAUGAGUUGUCGAAUGACAUCCGUAGUGAGGCGAAUCCAUCGGAUAUGAAAAUCAUUCGAGAACUCAAAAGAUGCUGGAGAAGGACAUGCGCCUUGUACUGGGAUAGCUCAAUAAGUUUGGAAAUGAGUAUCGAUCAAGAUAUCGUUGCUGGAGGCCCACCCGGGAUUAGGCGUGAGAGAUCUCACUCUACCCUGCUAAGACCGCGGACCGCAGCACCUAGGCUGGAGUCUUUACUGCCGGAUCACAGCUCUGGGACUGAUGCGUUUAUCAGGCAAGUUGUAGAGGCACCGGCAGGAUCGAGGGACGGGCGAGAAAAGACUCAACGUUUCACAUCAAGACCAUCCAGUAAUUCUAGCAGCGAUCAAGUAAAGACACCCUCUCUCCCGUGUUUCGCCCCAGAACGUGCAUCGAUCACAGGUCGAUAUACCCCAACAGCUCAACCUGCUCAAUUCUUUCUGAAACCAAAAUCGACCAGGACACUUACCCCGGUAAGUACUACCAACACCGAUGAGUUGACCAGAAAAUUACGGCCGUCGCCUCAUAAACGAUCGGGAUCCUUUUCGGAUGCAUUGAGAGAUACAAGGCAGCCUUUACCACUGCCAAAAUCUCUCGCACGGUCUACGCAUUUGCUAAUGGCCUUUCCAUAUGCUGGGUCAUUAGUUCGAGGUAACCUAUUUCCGCCAACGCAGGCAUAUGUAGAGGUCAUGGCUCCAUCAACGCCGGUAGCUGAAUUAUCCAAUUUUGGCGCACUCACGACGUUGAACUCGUCAAAUAAUGGUACAAUGGGAAGACGGAAUCUUCAAAAAACCCAACACGAACAAUAUCACAAUAAUAAAAAUGCUAAUAGUCCUGGCAUGAAAAAGUUUUUGGGAAGUGUUAGGAGAGCGUUGAGUGGGAAGGUAGGUGGGAACUUCACAAAUGGUACAAUGAACUCGCCGUCCAUGGGGUAUAGAAACCCUCAUCAAAGGUCUCCAGGAACAAAUUCGCCACAAAACUCAUCUGUAGCAAGAUUCAUAACUGUCAAUGCCCAAGAGGGGAACCGUAGAAUGUCAGGCGAUUCAAGGGCUGCGAGGAUCGAUUUACUGGGGGCCGGUGUCGUUGAGGCUUUCGAGCGGGCAAUGCAAGAGGAGGUAACUCUUGAGGAAACUCAGUGGGAACAGGGGGAUUUUGAAAACAGCGAUACAGACAUUCAAGAAAACAGUGCCCAGUUAAACGAGGUGAUGGACGGGCAAGUGGAUGAAAUGAUAGAAGUUGGGAGUAAUGUUAGUCAAGAUGGAAGCGCAUCACCAGAUAUCACAGACACUGCUCCAUCAAAAUCGACAAAGAGGCAACGCAGCAUGUAUGAUGAUGAACAGUCGCACCGCAGCUUCGUACCUUUACAAGUAAGAAAGCCCCAAGGGAGUGAGCAGGGCGAGGGUAUCAAGCAGCCUCAGGCUAAGCCUUCGUCUACGGAGAUGGAUUCAGCUAUUUUCUCCGGGAACUCUCGAUUACCUCGAAGGAGCAAAUCGUUUUCUUUUGAGAGCUUUCAAAAAAACCCUUACCUGUCACAAAUUGCUGGUGUUGAUAACAUGUCUUUACAUUCUGCGAGAUCCUUCUCGUUAAAGCGGUUAAACUCGGGUCGAAGUCAAUAUAGCGUUGGUAUGGACGAUAUUUCUGAGAUCUUUGGAAACGCCCGUUCUUCUGGUAGUAGGAGAAGGUUGGACCUCCAACCUUCAAGAAUGUUACGGCGCAGGCCAGGUGGAGACCUGAGAGCUGCCGCUACUUUGGGUGACAUGGAUAUGCCUAGACCAAGGUCUACAGGUUCUGUCGAUACCGCAACAUUUUCCACAGCAGACACCUUUGGGAUAUCAGUAUAUCAUAGACCAGCGUCUACCAUAGCGACAUCAAGGGCUGAAUCACCUCAUCAGCAAUUUUUAGCCGGAGUGAUUUCUCUUGGAGCGGUGGCACAGGGCGGUAUCUCUCUCCCAAGGCCUUCUCGUACUUUGAGACGUCACACUGUUGCUCGCUCAUUGGGAUUAGACCCAAGGCUUUCAUUCGAAGUGGGUGUCCAGAAGCUCCGGGAUCUUCCAGAUACUGAAAGUGACGAUGGAGGGAUCGAAGUUGCAUUGAUGAAACUAGAAGGCACGUAUCAGAAAAAGAAGUCAUCAGAAAAUUCUCCUACAGAGGACAAAAUAACUUCGAGACAUCUUGCGCAAGAUCCGCAUGAAUCUCGAGAUUCGUCUAUGAUAACGGCUGAAGAGCAUGUAUCGGAGUGUGCAUUUGGGCUGGAUGGAAAUGACGAAGAAGAUCAUCAAAAAAGAAUGAAACGAAGGCAAAAGCAGGUUUUCGAUCAAACCUCAUCAAAAAAUGUGCCUUCCGAAGAAAUAGGCUUAGUCACACAACAAGUGGAUAUUAACUCUGUGGGGAUUGCAAUGACCAUUGAAGGAUUGGAAGAGGCUGGACACUUGCUAGAACAAGGCCUGGUCACCAAUACAUCCCAUUAUUAUGAAAGAGGAGCGUCAAAUCAACCGCUUACCGCUAUUGAUGGCGCGGAACAGUCUCAUAAUUCUACACCAAUCCUACACCGUACAUUAUUGCCGCAUCCUUCCUCUAAUGAUAUCGCCCUAAGAAGUAUAGACCUGGGGUUGGAGAAGCAUUUGAUCAAGUCUAAAGAGUACCCCAGGGACGACACCAGCGAACUUUCAUCAGAAAUGUCAUUUCAGCCGGUAUCACCGGGAAACUUUGUCUCUUCAACAUUUCCACCGAUACAACCCGGUACGAUUAUUGCAGAACUUGGAAUACCUUCACAUCCUCUCCGACAUACUCCUUCGCCCGCACCUAAUAUUAAAUCGACUAUGUCGUUAAAUUCUGCCCAGGCUACCAAAGUAGCGCAGGAUCCAGUUGUUCCAAGGCCUCAAGCAGGAGCAUUUCAGCAAAUGGACUCAUCAGGAAAUGUUUCCUCAAACAAACCUGAAGAUAGCCGAAAUGCUACUCUAGAGACGACAAUUCAGCCCUCCUCAAUUCACUUACCAUUUAUCCUUGCCUACGAUUCAGAGCUUCUUGCAAAGCAGUUUACAUUGAUAGAGAAGGAUGCUUUGAUGGAGGUGGACUGGAAGGAACUCGUGGAGUUGAGAUGGAGUCAAACAAGUUCUAACGUCAGAGAUUGGGUUGAGUUUUUGAAUUCUAAAGAUAUUAGGGGAGUUGAAGUGGUUAUUGCGAGAUUUAAUCUGAUGUGUAAAUGGGCAAGGUCUGAAAUUGUCAUGACGAAGGACGUCCACGAGCGAGCGAAGACAAUCGUCAAAUUGAUUCAUGUGGCCGCUCAUGCUCGAAGACUUCAGAACUUUGCCACGAUGUACCAAAUAACAAUCGCGCUUUUAACUGCAGAUGUGGCUCGUUUGCGAAAAACAUGGAGUAUCAUUUCUGCUGCAGACAUGAGCACUUUCAAAGAGAUGGAAGCUCUGGUUCAGCCUGUGCGAAAUUUCCACAAUCUCCGUACAGAAAUGGAUAAAGUAACCGGAGAAUCAGGCUGCAUACCUUUUGUUGGAAUAUUCACUCAUGAUCUGAUUCUCAACGCUCAGCGCGCCCUAUUUAUUGCUACAUCGCCAACAACUGAAUCACUUGUAAAUUUCGAGCGGCACCGGACUACGGCUGCAAUUGUCAAGAGACUUCUUCGCCUAAUAGAAGCAUCUCAUAAGUACGAUUUUAAGGCUGUUGAUGGUGUCUGUGAACGGUGUCUCUGGAUAGCCUCGCUUUCAGAUGAAGAAAUACGAGACUUAAGCAAGGCUCUACAGUAG